This is a messenger RNA of Aspergillus aculeatus ATCC 16872, 1281 nucleotides long. RefSeq names its product lipase family protein. The transcript is spliced from 2 exons. Lineage: Eukaryota; Fungi; Ascomycota; Eurotiomycetes; Eurotiales; Aspergillaceae. Bases 14 to 958 code for a protein of 314 amino acids. Gene Ontology annotation, biological process: lipid catabolic process. The record is from RefSeq and is a predicted model, not a curated record.
CUGUGCCAUCGUCAUGCAUCUCCCCAGAUACCUGGCGGCAGCUCUGUCUGCCCUACCAGCCUGCAGCGCCCUUCCCUCGCAGCAGCCCCGGGAUUCUUCCUCGACAAUCACCGUCGAUGCCCUCAACGCCUUUGAUUUCUGGGUGCAAUAUGCAGCUGCCGCCUACUGCGAGUCCAACUACAUCGCACAGGCGGGCCAGAAGUUGGCCUGUUGGGCGGGCAAUUGUCCCCAGGUCGAGGCAGCCGAUGCGACUAUUCUGCUAGACUUCUCCAACACCACUGCAACAGAUACCGCCGGCUUUCUUGCCCUCGACCACGCGCACCAGGCCCUGAUCCUCUCCUUCCGAGGCUCGUAUUCCGUCCGAAACUGGCUAACGGACGCGACCUUCUUCUACGCCGACCCACAUCUCUGCACGGGCUGCCAGGCCGAGCUGGGUUUCUGGAGCGCCUGGACUAACGUGCGGGCGAAUGUGACCGCAGCUCUCACCCACGCUCGCGCCUCAUACCCCGACUACGAACUAGUGGUGGUGGGCCACAGCCUGGGCGCGGCCAUCGCGACCCUCGCCGCCGCCGACCUGCGCGACGAGCAAAACGAAACGGCGACCCUCUACGCCUUCGCCUCGCCGCGCGUGGCCAACCCUGCCCUGGCCAAGUACAUCACCGCUCAGGACCAGCAAAAGGGCCAGGGGAAGAACUAUCGAUUCACGCACACAAAUGACCCCGUGCCGAAUCUGCCGCUACAGCUGAUGGGGUACGCCCACAUCAGCCCCGAAUACCACAUCACCGCACCGGAUAAUGCCACCGUCACAACGAGCCAGGUCGUUGUGUAUGCGGAUGGGGAUAGCAGCCAGGGAAACACGGGGCUGCUGGGGAUCCCGGAUUUGCUGGCCUUCGAUGCGCAUCAUUGGUAUUUUGAGCGGGCGGAUGCGUGUCUGGGGCCGGGGUUGCCGUUCAAAUGAGGUAUCCUGGUGGAUGUGAUGAUAAGUUAGAGCCUAGUCUCCUUUGGUUGCAUUCUUCUCUGGACAUCUUUAAUACUUACUCACUAAUUAUUGGAGUGGAUGUAUAUAUAUCCUGUCUGUAAGAUUGCUCGGUGCUGAUUAAUCUCUCCAUACUGAAGCACCCGUGUCUAAACACUCGUGAGGCUCUGAUACUAAUCAGGGUCACAAGAGCAACCGUAGCUGACUGAACUAAAUGGCGAUGUGGUGAUUAUGGCGGGCACUAUUAGCUAGUCGGUGAUUUUUAUGCGUCAAUGGACUUGGAAUAAACAAGGUAGCAGAGCUCA